GUCAUUAUCACAUAUACAAAUUAUUACAUCAACAAUAUUGUUGGUUUUAUUAACUGUGCGUUAAUAUUUAUUGCACACAGUAAUAAAAUAUAUUACCACGAUAUCAACUCCGAGAGACUUUUGCCAAACUUCGCCGAUCUACUACGGAGUAAAAGCCACAAAUAUCGAAAUAAUAUUGUAAAUACCGUAAUAUAAUUUACAAAACCGGAAAACAAUAUGGUUUUCCUGUCGAACGCCGUCGUCUCUGUGUUCACUCUUAUGGUGCUGUUGAUUGUUUUUAACUUUGAUGUCGCCCAAUCCGCAGAUACCAUCAAGCCCUUUGCUACCUGUCAAGAGUGCAUUGAUUCUACAUGCCACAAGAACGAUCAUCAUGAGUGCUGCCCAACUAAACAGGGCACUGUUUUAUGUUUCAAGUGUGAACAAACUCCUGAAGGUGACAAACAGUUCUACAGUAAAACUGAAUGCGAGAAUAAUUGUGAGGACAAGUCAAAGUGCACAUGCGACUAUUCAUGUUGGGUGUGCGCUAUAAAAGGCAAAGUGAGCAAUAUGUAUUGCGACAUGCCUACAAAACUGUAUGAUGAUUCUUGCAAUUUGGUUCCGUACAAUCCUUAAUGAGGUUAAGUAAAAUCAUAUCACAACGAUAUCACGAUUUAUGAAAUUAACACAAUUAUUUUGCAUACAAAAUUAGGCGUUUCAAUUUAUUUUUGUCAAUUGUUCACCGACAAUUUGUUUGUCAACAAAAAAAAAAAUCACUGAAAUUUUAUUAUUGUUAUUCAAUUUUAUUGUUUAAUUAACCUACAUUAUUAUUAUUAUUGUAUUAUUAAUUUUGUUAAGUCCCUAAGUAAUUGUAAAAUUAUAUUGUGUAUACGA
Molecule: messenger RNA, 870 nt
Organism: Rhopalosiphum padi (bird cherry-oat aphid)
Lineage: Eukaryota; Metazoa; Arthropoda; Insecta; Hemiptera; Aphididae
Exons: 1
Coding region: 217-612 (131 amino acids)
Source: RefSeq, a predicted model, not a curated record